Molecule: messenger RNA, 1133 nt
Organism: Phoenix dactylifera (date palm)
Lineage: Eukaryota; Viridiplantae; Streptophyta; Magnoliopsida; Arecales; Arecaceae
Source: RefSeq, a predicted model, not a curated record
CAAGCCCUCCACGCUCCCCGGUCUCCUACGUCGCCCCUCCACUCCGGCGACAGCGGCUGCGCCCCCCCAGCCGCCGGCCUUCUCCUUCUCCUCCUCGUCCUUCUAAUCCAGUCCUCGCCAUGGCCGGCGAAAGAGAUUCUGGAGGGGCGGAGGAGGACGACGUCGACCACUACGCCGUCCUCGGCCUCCCCUCCGGCGAGGAGGGCGCUUCCCUGACCCUUAAGCAGAUCGAGAAGGCCUACCGAGACCAGUCCGGCCUCCGCCACCCGGACAAGCGCCCGGACGAGCCCAACGCCACCGCGGACUUCGGGCGCCUCAGGUCCUCCUUCGAGCUCCUCAAGGACGAGCCCAAGCGCGAGUUCGACGCUCGCCUCCGUGCCCGCCGUGACCUCGCCCUCCGCCACUCCACCCUCAGCGCCGAGCGCCGCAAGCUCGCAGCAGACCUCGACGAGAGGGAGCGCGCGGCGGCAGCAGGGGGGAAGGAGGAGGUCCUCGACCCGGCCGAGCAGGCCAAGCGCCGGGAGAAGAAGGUCGCCACCGAGCUAAAGAGGGAAUUCGAGCAGUUCCAAGCCCGGAUGGCCGCUGAGAAAGCUGCUCCCACUUCCACAUCCGCAUCAGGGAAUGAGACGGAAGAGGAGAAUGGAGGGGUGGCAGCAUUGGAUAAGGAGAGGGUUUUGAAGGUCUCCUGGGAGCGAGAGUUGCGAGAUUACAGUGCUGUCAAGCUGCGAGAGCUGUUUGAUAGGUUUGGAGGGGUUGAAGAUGUUGUGAUGAGGACAAAAGGAUAAAAAAAGAGGGGUCCUGCCAUUGUCGCCGUGUCUUCCAAGGAUGCUGUGGCCAAUGAAAAGAAGAAAAACAUGCAAUAAUGUUGUGCAAGCUUACUUUGGAGAUAGUGAAAUGGUUUAAUUUUUCUUUGACAAUUUAUAGGCGAAGGGUGGAUGGUACAUUUUCUCACACAAAAGGAAACAAGCCUUAGCCACAGGUAUUGCAUUUGGAAGGAAUUUUGCCUUCUCAUAGAACUCAGACAUUAGCUGGAGGAUCCCUUCUGCACCUGGGUGCUGUAUAUUAGUUCAUCUAAGGACAUCUGUGCUUGCAAACUGAUGUACCAGUCUCCAAUGACAUUUUACUUUCGAGUA